Molecule: messenger RNA, 2543 nt
Organism: Macroventuria anomochaeta
Lineage: Eukaryota; Fungi; Ascomycota; Dothideomycetes; Pleosporales; Didymellaceae
Product: C6 transcription factor-like protein
Exons: 5
Coding region: 1-2340 (779 amino acids)
Biological process (GO): DNA-templated transcription; regulation of DNA-templated transcription
Molecular function (GO): DNA binding; zinc ion binding; DNA-binding transcription factor activity, RNA polymerase II-specific
Source: RefSeq, a predicted model, not a curated record
AUGCCUUCAACUCCGAUAUACCUAACGAACUUCGCGACGCCGCUCGCGCAACGCAAAGUCGCAAUUCCCCGAUUGCAGAGGCCCAGUCAAGGACAGAAUGGAAUGAAGGACAGACGCCGUGUUCCGCGCGCAUGCACAGCUUGUCGGUCGCAUAAGAUCAAGUGCACUGGGGAAAGGCCGCAUUGCAAGCACUGUGCGACUACGAAUCGAGAGUGUGUAUACAUCAUGCCUCGCAAAGACAGGUUGAAGAUCGUCAUGGAGCGAUGUCAGCAGAUGGCUAGUCUCUUGAAGGGACUGAGAUCUUGCGCAAAUGCGGACGACGAUGCCAGGAUUGCAGAUCUCUUAGAGGCCGUUGAAGAGGAGAUAUCAGGGUCUCGGCGAACAACAGCACCAUCAAUCCCUGAUACUGACGCCAACGGCUCACAAGAGAGUCAUGAACUAGGUGCUCUGGACCACCAGGAUGGGCUCGAUACGGAGUCAUUGGGCCUUCUCGACGAGGAUCUACACAUCAACGAUCGAGCGCGUGCAACUGGCUUCGUUGGGAAGAAUUCCGAGGUUCAAUGGCUACGAGCUGUUACGCUUGCGCAAUCGGAGCAAACAGACGAUGAAGCUGGCGCUCUCCACCGACAAGGUUCGUACGCACCUGGCAUCGGUAACGAACAGAUAAGCUCGUACAGUUUCUGGACCGAUAGCGAGAGCGUGGACAUCGAUUUCUUCGUCGACCCUUACGACUUGCCACCUCUGGAGACCGCUGAGAGGCUUCUGGGUUGCUACAUCAGCAAGGUGCACGACUCUUUUCCAAUCCUACCCCGCAAGACCUUCGAAGACCAGUUCCGUAAGUACUUCACAGCGUUGCAGAACGGCAACGCACCGCGCCUCAGCCCGAUGUGGCAGGCGAUCCUCAACCUUGUGUUCGCGAUAGGCGCCAAGUAUUCGCACUUGUCAAAGGCUAGUUGGCGAGCAGAUGAACGCGACCAUCUCAUCUACCAGGCUCGCGCCAGAGCAUUCGGUCUGAAUGAAUUUACUUUGACGAGACACUCGGACGUUCCUCAGAUCCAGAGCCUUGGGCUUCUUGGGUUUUACUGGCUGUCCAUUGGACAGGUCAGCCGUGCCUGGACGGUCAUUGGCAUAGCCCUCCGUUUCGCGUAUACCCUUGGUCUUCAUGUCCGUAAUGAGGACCCAUCUGCGACGGCAGUGAAACGAGAAACACUGGUCCGUACCUGGUGGAGUCUGUAUUCGCUUGAGCGGACUCUGAGUAUUGUAACUGGUCGACCCAGCAUCAUCGUUGACUCGUGUUGCUCGGUUCCAUUGCCAAUCCCCGUAACGGAAGAACAAAUAUCGGACCAGAUGGAAGCUGCAUAUCGAAUGCGCAAGAGAAGCUCGAGCUUGAUAUCCACGCCUCAAAGUUGGUCAAGCGGUAUUGUUGAUCCUCCUCGUACACCUAUGGGGCUCGGUACAACGGAGGCGAACUCUGGGUCGUACUUCAAGGCUGCAGUCCAGCUAUCGAUCAUAACCCAGAACAUACUUACGUCGCUAUAUACUGCAUCAACCAUAACUAGGUCUGCAGCAGAAAACCAGCACGAGAUGGCCCAGUUGGGUCAGCGCCUCGAUCAAUGGGUGCUAUCUCUUCCCAGGGAGUUCAAUUUCCAAGAGCCAAUCAAUAGCGCCAGCAUGGCGUUCUCUCGUGAACGCAUGCUUCUUGCGUUCCCGCUUUGUGGCGCCAGGAUGUUGCUGGGGCGACUCUGUCUCAACCCUCGAAGACAAGCAUGGAGAGAAGGGAAUGAAGCGACUUUUGCUAGACGAAUGGGUAACAGCUGUAUCGAGGCGGCGAAAAUGGUCGUGGACUUCCUCCCCGAUGAGCCCAAUGCUCACUUCAUAUACGACCAGGGUCCUUGGUGGUGUAUCGUCCACCACAUGAUGCAGGCAGUGUCCGUGUUCCUGCUUGGCUUGUCGUACCCUACGUCCACGUCGCAGGAUAGCAUGCUAUUGAUCUAUUACGUAAAGAAGGUGAUUCGGUGGUUGCAAGUCAUGCAGGAUCCUGUAGCUGAACGGGCCUACCAAGUCGCCAUGAGCUCCUUCGAGACGGUGUCGAGACGAUAUCCUGCCCACGUGGCUGGUAUUUGGAGGAUGGAAUCCGCUCACGGAAGCGAUAUACAGCAGCAUGCUCUUGGUCCUAGCAUGACAGCCUAUCUUCCAGCCCAGGUCACCCCAGACCAAUUCGUUCCACAAGAUAUUGCGGUGGCGACGUAUGUAGCGUACGAUGCCGUAUCGACCGGCGCAACGUUCCCAGCACACAACGGAAUAGCCGUAUAUAGCAAUAGUGAUCACACGGCAAGGUGACGAAGUGGCAGCGGACCAGGAGAACGUUUUCUUUGCCUUGUGACACUGACAUAGCUCUUAUCGUUUUGGGAUUUGGUGGCUGGUACCGAAUUGAGCAUCAAUCGCGCUCGGUAUGGUAGGCUUCCUGUGAUACUUUUUAGAGGUAGUAUAGGUGGAGUCCGAGUCUGUGUGGUGGUCAACGUCGAUGUUUGGGUUUUGACGUC